CUUCGGAUGCACCGUACACUAUGGUUCACAUCAAUGUGCUGAAAAAAUGUACGUGUAUCCUUGUGGUGCUGCUGGUCGCUCUGACAGUUUGCCUGUGGAGAGAGACGAGGAGGAGCUACUAUGUUCCCUUCAAGACUGACAGUGAGGAUUUGCAGGUUCCCAGGACUUUGGGCAAAUGGACCGCAGUUAAAUCACAGGGCUUCUUCCAUGGAGCAGCUUUGCUCAGUAACCAGAAUAAGGUAAAGGGCAUGGCCUCUGUGUCAAUGCCCAAGAAAACAGCAGACACUGUGAAGGUGUGGGAUAAGGACAGUUCAUCCAAGAACCUCAUCCCCAGGCUGCAGAAGGUCAGAAAGAACUACUUGUCCAUGAACAAGUACAACGUGACCUACAGCGGGAAGAGGAACGCUGCUAAGCUCAGCCCAGAGAAGCUGCUCUGCGAGCUGCGGGACAGGGUGAACGUGACCAUGAUACAGGGAUCAGAUGGUCCAUUCAAUACCUCUGCGUGGCAGCCGUUCCUACCGAGGAAAAGCCUCAAUGAAACCGUGGGCCGCCUGGGACGCUGUGCUGUUGUGUCCUCAGCAGGGUCUCUGAAAUCAUCUCAUUUGGGACCAGAAAUAGACAGCCACGAUGCCGUCUUACGGUUUAACGGGGCUCCUACCAAGGGAUUUCACGAAGAUGUGGGGGAAAAGACAACAGUUCGUCUUGUUAACUCCCAGCUGGUGACUGUGGAGGAGCAGCAGUUCCUGACAGACGCGCUCUAUAACACUGGAACCUUGAUCGUGUGGGACCCGGCGCCGUAUCACGCCGACGUGGGUGAGUGGUACAGAAAACCAGACUACAAAUUCUUUGAAAACUACAAGCGGUAUCGGAUUAAACAUCCAGAGCAGCCCUUUUACAUCCUGAAUCCCAAAAUGCAGUGGCAACUCUGGGAUAUUCUGCAGGAGAAUUCCCUGGAGCACAUUCAGCCGAAUCCACCUUCUUCGGGAAUGCUUGGCAUUGUGAUCAUGCUGUCCCUCUGCGACGAAGUGCACGUGUAUGAAUUCCUGCCCUCCAAGCGGCAGACGGACAUCUGCCACUACUACCAGAAGUUCCACGACCGUGCCUGCACCAUGGGGGCCUACCACCCGCUGCUCUUCGAGAAAAACCUGGUGAAGCAUCUCAACCAGGGCACAGACGAGGAUAUCUACACGCACGGGAAAGUCACCUUGCCCGGCUUCCGAAACGUACACUGUUAACAAAUCAGUCUGUGCUGUG
Messenger RNA from Tinamus guttatus (white-throated tinamou), 1254 nucleotides. RefSeq names its product ST6 beta-galactoside alpha-2,6-sialyltransferase 1 (gene ST6GAL1). Gene Ontology annotation, cellular component: Golgi apparatus. Gene Ontology annotation, biological process: sialylation. Gene Ontology annotation, molecular function: beta-galactoside alpha-2,6-sialyltransferase activity. The record is from RefSeq and is a predicted model, not a curated record. Lineage: Eukaryota; Metazoa; Chordata; Aves; Tinamiformes; Tinamidae.